CACGUUAACAUAACCUUAACCUUAAUCACAACCUCAAUCAAUUCAGAACCAGAACUUUAACUAAACGCUAACUGUGUGUUUCUUUCAGUUUUCUGCUUUUGCAAUUUCCUUUCCCCGAUCCACUCUUCGCUCGUGCGUUCUGGAACGCAACGCAGCGAAUCUAGCAGCUUCUCCGCUUUCAAAAAUGCUCUCUGUCUGAUUCUACUUCUAGCUUUUUAUUCCUCGGAUUCGAUACCAUGACACCUGGUCACGAAUAUGAUAUUAAUGAUUUGCAUCAAGAGGCUCAAGCCAGAUGGCUGAAGCCUGCAGAAGUGAUGUACAUUUUACAGAAUCAUGAGAAGUACCAGUUCGCCCAAGAGCCCCCGCAACAGCCAACCAGUGGAUCCCUGUUUCUGUUUAACAAAAGAGUCCUGCGUUUCUUCCGCAAAGAUGGCCAUAACUGGCGCAAGAAAAGAGAUGGAAGAACUGUGGGAGAAGCACAUGAACGGCUGAAGGUUGGAAAUGUUGAAGCCUUAAAUUGUUAUUAUGCACACGGAGAACAGAUCCCUAGUUUCCAGAGGCGGAGCUAUUGGAUGUUGGAUCCGGCGUAUGAGCAUAUUGUUCUUGUGCAUUAUAGAGACACAAGCGAGGGAAGGCUCGGUUCCGGCGCUGGUGCACAAUUCUCACCAGGUUCUUCUUCUGCAUAUAAUCAAAGUCCUAGCCCUUAUUCUACUCAGAAUCCAGGGUCAACAUCGAUAUUUGGUGAUUCAUAUGAACCUAAUCAGAGUUUAUCCAGUUCUGGAUCUGCAGAAGUUACCUCUGAUGUAUACAUUCCGAACAAUAAAAUGGGUCACAUGGAUGGAACAGAUGCAGACUCAGGAGCCUCAACUGAACUUGAGGUUACUCAAGCUUUGCGCCGAUUGGAGGAGCAGUUAAGUUUGAAUGAGGACAACUUUAAAGAAAUUGCUCCCUUCUGCAUUAAUGAUGAAACUGGACAUGAUUCAAACCCUCAGCACAAUCAAGGGAUGAUCAGAAAUCAAGAGCAAUCUGCUACUUUCCCUGGACCAGAUGAUCAAGGGUUAUUUUAUGAUGGAUAUAAUGGAAGGCAAGGCGAUGGGGGUGAAUGUUAUCAUGAAUUAAUAGACAAUGGGUACCGUGAUGCUAAUGAAAAGGCUAUCUGGACAGGGGUGCUGGAAUCAUGCAAGUCCUCAUCUGCAGUCAAGUUACCACAGAAAAAUGUAUACAUGCCAACUGGAAAUGAAAAUUCUCUAUCUUCUUCAAGAACGGUACCAGUUUCCAACCAGGAAAACAGUCACUGGCUAAACUUCAACAGUAAUAAUGCUGAAAACUCAGCUGUUUUCUCGAUACCUCAAGGUGUUGAUGGAGUCAAAUUUCCUACAUAUUCUAUUGUGGAAACGCGAGGAAUUAAUUCUAACUACUAUGAAACAUUUUUUCACCAAAACCAAAUUGUAACACCUCCAGAUGCAGAUUCAAGUUUGACAGUAGCACAAAAACAGAAAUUUACCAUUAAGAAGAUCUCCCCAGAAUGGGGUUAUGCCACCGAGAAUACUAAGGUUAUCAUUGUUGGGUCAUUUUUCUGUAAUCCCUCGGAGUCUUCUUGGGCUUGUAUGCUUGGCGAUAUUGAAGUUCCUGUUGAGAUAAUUCAGGAUGGUGUAAUCUGUUGUGAAGCUCCAUCUCACCUUCCCGGAAAGGUUACUCUGUGCAUUACUUCUGGAAACCGGGAGUCCUGUAGUGAAGUCAGAGAGUUUGAAUAUCGUAAUAAGGCCAAUAGUUGCACCCGAUGUACUCAAUUGGAAACAGAAGCCACUAGAAGUCCAGAAGAGUUGUUAUUGCUUGUUAGAUUAGGGCAGAUGCUUCUUUCUGAAUCAACAACAAAGAAUGACAACAUAGAAUCUGGAAUUCCUCUCAUAAAACAGAAAGCUGAUGAUGAUUCAUGGAGCCAUAUUAUAGAGGCUCUUCUAGUUGGCAGUGGAACAUCCACGGGUACUAUUGAUUGGAUUCUUGAAGAGCUUCUAAAGGAUAAGCUGCAACAGUGGCUUUCUUGCAGAUCUCAGGAAAGAGAUGAAGAGACAGGUUGUUCUUUGUCCAAGAAGGAGCAGGGGAUUAUUCACAUGGUUGCUGGGUUGGGCUAUGAGUGGGCCUUGAAUCCUAUUCUGAGUUGUGGAGUGAAUAUAAAUUUCCGUGACAUCAAUGGAUGGACUGCUCUUCAUUGGGCUGCACGUUUUGGAAGGGAAAAAACGGUUGCUUCACUUAUAGCUUCUGGAGCAUCUGCUGGAGCUGUGACAGACCCAAGUGCACAAGAUCCAAUCGGUAGAACCGCUGCAUCUAUUGCAGCCAGCAGUGGGCACAAGGGACUGGCAGGGUAUCUUUCAGAGGUAGCUGUAACAAGUCAUCUGUCAUCGCUUACUCUGCAAGAGACUGAGCUAUCUAAGAGUUCUGCUGAGCUUCAUGCAGACAUGACUGUUAACAGUGUCUCCAAGGAUAAUCUUGCUGCCAGUGAUCAGACGUCUCUCAAAGAUACAUUGGCUGCUAUCAGAAAUGUAACUCAGGCAGCUGCGCGGAUACAAUCAGCUUUUCGCUCACAUUCGUUUAGAAAACGGAGAGCAAGAGAAGCAGCUGCAAGUACCGGUGGCAUUGGUAGCAUUUCGGAGAUUUCUGCUAUGUCAAAACUUGCCUUUCGGAACUCUCGCGAAGAUAAUUCAGCUGCUUUAUCAAUUCAGAAGAAAUAUCGAGGUUGGAAAGGUCGUAAAGAUUUCUUAGCGUUGCGCCAAAAAGUAGUGAAGAUACAGGCUCAUGUGAGGGGCUACCAGGUUAGGAAGCAUUACAAGGUAUUAUGGGCGGUCGGAAUCUUGGAUAAGGUGGUGCUACGAUGGAGGAGAAAAGGAGCUGGUUUACGAGGUUUCCGACAAGAGAUGGACAGUAAUGAAAAUGAAGAUGAAGAUGAAGAUAUUCUCAAGGUGUUCCGAAAACAGAAAGUGGAUGUAGAAAUUGAAGAAGCUGUUUCCCGAGUUCUGUCCAUGGUCGACUCACCGGAUGCUCGGGAGCAAUAUCAUCGCAUGCUUGAGAAAUAUCGUCAGGCUAAGGCUGAACUUGCGGGCACGAGUGAUGAAGCAUCAUUAUCAACUUCUGUAGGAGAUGCCUUGUUUAUGGAAGAUGAUUUUUAUCCAUUUCACUAGGAGCAACGCUAGCCUUGCUAAUCUUAAUUCUUUUGUAUGAUCAAUUUCUGGAAUAACCAUGUCGGUGGUCUUUGUAUCUAGAUGCUUAGAACAAGCUGACUUGUUAGAGACAGUCUAGAUUGUAUAGUGUUAAUGGCGAUGAAUGUUGUUAGUGUGUAAAAUAUAAAAUAUAAAAUGGGAAAUGGCUUUGAAUGUAGGUACGGUUGGGUUUCAACUUGAAUGGCUUAAAUUUUUCA
Messenger RNA from Cajanus cajan (pigeon pea), 3412 nucleotides. Its product is annotated as Calmodulin-binding transcription activator protein with CG-1 and Ankyrin domain. Gene Ontology annotation, biological process: regulation of transcription by RNA polymerase II. The record is from RefSeq and is a predicted model, not a curated record. NCBI's taxonomy places the organism in Eukaryota, Viridiplantae, Streptophyta, Magnoliopsida, Fabales, Fabaceae. Gene Ontology annotation, molecular function: double-stranded DNA binding; transcription coregulator activity; protein binding. Gene Ontology annotation, cellular component: nucleus.